Molecule: messenger RNA, 2079 nt
Organism: Ciona intestinalis (vase tunicate)
Lineage: Eukaryota; Metazoa; Chordata; Ascidiacea; Phlebobranchia; Cionidae
Source: RefSeq, a predicted model, not a curated record
UUGUUAAACACCAUGACAAAAAUGCAAGCGACAAUACUUAACUGUACAGGGAAGUUUUAGGUAUCUUGUAAGUCGUUCGAAUCACUUGGAGUUUAUAAUUACGUAGUUGUGUUGGCGGAAAAGUGAUUUAAUAUUUUAAGAACACGUCACAAAUUGGAAAUCGUCAAACACAAUUGAAAAACAACCAUGAUUUUGUCUCGACAAAAACCAGCAGUUGGUGGAGCAUCUGCUUUGGUUCGUGAAAAGGAGAAAAGCAAAGAAAAGAAGUUGCCAAAAGUUGAUGAUCUGUUGACUUCUCGAGAUUACACUGGUGCUAUGACAGUGUUGGAGUUCAAUAAGCAAGCUGGAAAAGGAGAAAAGGACACUGACUCCUGGAUUGGUUUUUGUGCUUUUCAUUUGGGAGAUUAUAAGAAAGCGUAUGAGAUGUAUAUGAACUUGUGCAAACAGCCUGGAUGUGAUGCAAAUAUGUGGCUUAACUUCUCAUGUUGCUGCUUCUACCUUGGAAUGUACAAGGAAGCUGAAGAUGCUGCACUGAAGGCACCCAAGUCAUCCCUACAGAAUCGACUCUUGUUUCACUUGUCGCACAAAUUUAAUGAUGAAAAAAGAUUGAUGACAUUUCACAAAAACCUACAAGAUCAGUUUGAGGACCAGCUAUGCCUUGCUUCCAUACAUUACAUGAGAUCUCAUUACCAAGAAUCAAUUGAUGUGUACAAAAGAAUACUGCUUGAAAACAGGGAGUUCUUGGCUUUAAAUGUUUAUGUUGCUUUGUGCUACUACAAACUUGAUUACUAUGAUGUCUCACAGGAAGUAUUGGCCGUGUACCUUCAAUCCUACCCUGAUAGUGCAAUAGCAGUUAACUUAAAAGCUUGCAACCAUUUCAAACUUUUCAAUGGAAAAGCUGCUGAAGCUGAAUUGAAACAUCUGCAAGAAAUAUCAUCUUCCUCAUUCAGUUUUGCAUCUGAACUUGUCAAGCAUAACCUGGUUGUGUUUCGAAGUGGAGAGGGAGCAUUACAAGUGUUGCCUCCAUUGAUAGAUGUUAUACCAGAAGCAAGGCUUAAUUUGGUCAUCUAUUACUUGAGACAGGAUGACUUGGAUGAAGCUUAUGGGCUUAUUAAGGAGACGGAUCCCACUAGUCCACAGGAAUACAUCAUCAAAGCUGUAGUGAAUGCUGCUUUAGGACAAGAAAGAGGCUCGAGAGAACACGUCAAGAUUGCUCAACAAUAUUUCCAAAUGUUUGGAAGCUCGGCGAGUGAAUGCGAUACAAUUCCUGGUCGACAGUGUAUGGCGUCUUGUUUCUUCUUACUGAAACAGUUUGAUGAUGUGUUGAUAUACCUCAACUCCAUUAAGUCUUACUUUUACAACGAUGAUGUUUUCAACUUCAACUACGCUCAAGCAAAAGCAACAACUGGUAACUUCAAAGAGGCAGAAGAGGUGUUUCUUCUGGUACAAAGUGAAAAGAUCAAAAACGACUAUGUUUACUUGAGUUGGCUUGCAAGAAGUUAUAUAAUGAACAAGAAAGCAAGGCUUGCUUGGGAACUUUACUUAAAAAUGGAAACAUCAGGAGAAUCCUUCAGUUUGUUGCAGAUGAUUGCUAACGACUGUUACAAGAUGGGUCAGUUCUACAUCUCAGCAAAAGCCUUUGAUGUUUUGGAGCGAUUGGAUCCAAACCCUGAAUACUGGGAGGGUAAAAGAGGGGCUUGUGUUGGUCUGUUUCAACUAAUUAUUGCGGGGCAGGAACCAAGGGAAACAUUACGUGAAGUUCUAAUGCUGCUUCGUAACUCAACUAACCCACAAGUCGAAUACAUCGCGCGUGUUAUUAAGAAAUGGGGAAAAGAGAACAGAGUAGCUGUGCAGUGAACAGGCACCCUGAACUUACAUUACAACAUGCGGGUCAUUUAUUUUGGAAAGCAUAUACUGUAUAAUGGCGUCAAAUAUCUACACUGGGAGACUCAGUAUCCAUUACUUUUGCUUCGUACUUGAAACGUCUGUGUCGCCCGUUCGGCGUGUUCUGUUCAAAAAUAUCGUGUACGUUUCAUUACUGUGCUUUUUAGUUUUUUAAUAAAAUGAAAUUGAAUGUUA